Molecule: messenger RNA, 1310 nt
Organism: Colossoma macropomum (tambaqui)
Lineage: Eukaryota; Metazoa; Chordata; Actinopteri; Characiformes; Serrasalmidae
Gene: nit2
Product: nitrilase family, member 2
Exons: 10
Coding region: 116-970 (284 amino acids)
Biological process (GO): L-glutamine metabolic process; oxaloacetate metabolic process
Cellular component (GO): mitochondrion
Molecular function (GO): omega-amidase activity
Source: RefSeq, a predicted model, not a curated record
UUUAUGUUGAAAGCUCCGUCGUGUUUGUGGUUGGUGGUCAGUCUUCACAGUGCUGAAGUGAAUAGACUUCUCUGGUGGAAGUGUCGUUUGGGCGAAAGCUGAAAGGCACUUGUCCAUGUCUGGUAUUUCUAAGGCAAUGUCAAAGUUCAGGCUUGCUGUGGUGCAGCUUCUUGUCACUAACGUAAAGGCUGACAACCUACAGCGCGCCUGUAGUUUGGUGAAGCAGGCAGCAGGCCAGGGGGCAAAGGUUGUGGUCCUACCUGAGUGCUUCAACUCUCCAUAUGGAACAGGUUUCUUUGCAGAAUAUGCUGAGAAGAUCCCAGGAGAAUCAACCCAGGUGUUGUCAGAUGCAGCUAAGGAAUGUGGGAUAUACCUUGUAGGCGGCUCCAUUCCAGAGGAGGAUGGGGGAAAGCUUUUUAACACCUGCUCAGUUUUUGGUCCUGAUGGUAAGCUACUGGUCAAACACAGGAAGAUCCAUCUCUUUGACAUUGAUGUUCCGGGAAAAAUACGCUUCCAGGAGUCUGAGACAUUAAGUCCAGGGAGCAGCUUAUCCAUGUUUGAAACCCCAUACUGUAAAGUUGGAGUUGGGAUUUGCUACGACAUACGCUUUUCAGAGCUUGCACAGAUUUAUGCCAAGAAAGGUUGUCAGUUGUUGGUAUAUCCAGGCGCCUUCAAUAUGACUACAGGUCCGGCCCACUGGGAGCUGCUCCAAAGAGCACGGGCUGUGGAUAACCAGGUCUAUGUAGCCACCGCUUCACCAGCAAGAGAUGAGAGCGCCAGCUAUGUGGCCUGGGGUCACAGCUCUGUGGUUAACCCCUGGGGUGAAGUGAUCACAAAAGCAGGGUCAGAAGAGGCCGUUGUGUAUGCAGACAUUGACCUGCAGUACCUGGCGGAUGUGCGUCAACAGAUCCCAAUAACAACGCAGAGACGUAACGACAUCUACAAUCUCAGUGUUGUUCAGGAGGGCUGAGUUGUGUCGAGAAGAGAUUUUGGAGCUGACAGGAUGAGGUCACUGCUAAAGCCAGAUGCUCUGUCUGCUUGACUUUGCUACACAUUUGAUAAGUAAAGUUGACCGACUAAGUCUACUGAUGGCACAGGUUUAGCUCUAUCAUGGGGCAUGCCUGGAAUUAGAUAUUUCACAAUUACAUUACAUGAUUUCUCAAUAGUAAUUUGUUAUUUACAGCACAUAAAAGUCUAAGACAUAUUUGAUAAAAUGGUAAUUAUCUUUCAUGUUAUUUCAGCCUUGAAUCAGUUAUGUUUCCAUUUUGAAUCUGGAUCAGUCAUAAAUCUGGAUCACUGGUGAGACGUUA